GGAUGCUCAGCUCCCCCUCCCCUGGGGAGGCUCUGGAAUGCACUCUCACUGACCCUCCCAUUGGAAACAAGGGAAAUGCCUCUAUGCGAGCCGCCUAGCUCAGACAAAGGUUGGCAAGGUUCUCAGUCCUCCACAAGCCGACCAAAUAGGUAUUUACUUGUGCCUCUCGAGCGUGUGGCUUGGACGCGGUGUUCCGCAUUGUGGAAGUGGCCGCGCACCAAGUGAAAUAUUCGUUACUAUAGUAACAGUUCCUUUUUAUUGAUACCAGAAUAAACAGGAAUGCAGAGCUGCCUCACUCACUGGCACACUGCAGCUGCCCGCCAUCCCCAGGGGUGUAAGAACCGCCCUUCAGAGGCGGCCCUCCUUGCUCGGCCCUCCUUGCUCGCCUGGGACUUCCCAGCAGAGUGAGGGACCCAGCCGCGGCUCCUGAGUUCCCUGCCCAGAGACGCAGCUGAGAACCUCAAUGUACUCAGAGAUCCAGAGGGAGCGGGCGGACAUCGGGGGACUGAUGGCCCGGCCUGAAUACAGAGAAUGGAACCCAGAGCUCAUCAAGCCCAAGAAGCUGCUGAACCCUGUGAAGGCCUCCCGGAGCCACCAGGAGCUGCACCGAGAGCUACUCAUGAACCACAGAAGGGGCCUGGGCGUGGACAGCAAGCCGGAGCUGCAGCGUGUCCUGGAGCACCGCAGGCGGAACCAGCUCAUCAAGAAGAAGAAGGAAGAGCUAGAGGCCAAGCGGCUGCAGUGCCCUUUUGAGCAGGAGCUGCUGAGACGGCAGCAGAGGCUGAACCAGCUGGAAAAGCCACCAGAAAAAGAAGAGGACCAUGCCCCCGAAUUUAUCAAAGUCAGGGAAAACCUGCGGAGAAUCGCCACGCUAACCAGUGAAGAGAGAGCACUGUAGAGUGGGGUCGUUGAAGCUCCAGCCCGAGCAGCCCACCCCUGACCCCCAUGCCCUCCUCCAGCCCUUCUGCAUCUGGCAGCCCUGGGCCCCCAGCCUGGGGACAUCCGUGAUGUUCAUGCUUGCUCUUGUGAAAAUGCCCCAGAGGGCCUGGGCCCUCCUUCCCACCCACCAAGAAGCUGGGAGGCCCCUAAGC
Molecule: messenger RNA, 1091 nt
Organism: Odobenus rosmarus divergens (Pacific walrus)
Lineage: Eukaryota; Metazoa; Chordata; Mammalia; Carnivora; Odobenidae
Gene: FAM107A
Product: family with sequence similarity 107, member A
Exons: 4
Coding region: 464-898 (144 amino acids)
Biological process (GO): regulation of actin cytoskeleton organization; actin filament bundle assembly; actin filament polymerization
Cellular component (GO): synapse; neuron projection; stress fiber
Source: RefSeq, a predicted model, not a curated record